AUUGUGUUGAGAGGCAAGAGAAAAAAACACCUUGAGACAAGCAAAGCAAGAAGAGGGUUUUAUUUUCAUAAUCUCUCUCACCUUACUCAUUUCUUUCUCAUUCUUUUGAAUAAUAUCUCCAAAAAUUCACCUCGCGUUUUUCAUUUCACCAUUGAAAUUCAACCGCAGCGCCACCACCUAGAACCACCACAACCACCACCACCGCCACAAUCAAUCACCAAUCAUUGUCAGGUUUCAGUUUCAGUUUCGAUCUUGUAAUGUAAUUGUAUUGUAUCUGUCUCUUCACACUGUUCGUGAAACCCUUCAUUUUCAUUGUUGUUGCCGCCAUUUUUUCAUGUAUUAGUUUUCUUUGUCAGAGGUUUAGAUCAUUAGGUAAAUCUGCUUAUAGAAUACCAAUGUUCACAACCUGUCAUACAUACCCUAUUCUCAAUUUUUCUUUGUAUACUUGUUGCAUUACUAUUUCAUCAGUGUAUGUAAAUGUUAUAUCUUGAUUUUUUUUCAUUGUAAAUUGUUGUUUUGUGUCUGUAUCAUUGAUAUAUACCUCGGACUUUGUUUUUUGUGUGUCUGUUAUUGCAUCCUUAUUUUUGUGUUCAAAUUCAAAAGAUAUCUAGCAUAGAGUAGAUAAUAUAGAGUCAAAAGUUCAUGGCAAACGGGUCUUCCGUUGAUCGUAUUGAAGCUGAAACUUUUGCUGAUUUUCGUGGUAAUGGUGGUUGUGUGGUAGAGGGUCGUGCUGAUAGCGGUGAUUUUGACAAAGCGAAACAGAAAUCUUUGUUUUGUCAAAUUUUUUCGGUUUACCUUAAGGAGGAUUGUGGUAGAGGCAUUGUGAGGCCUGUUCCGGUGAUACUUGGAGAUGGUAUAUCGGUUGAUUUAUACCAACUUUUUUCCCUUGUGAAGGAAAACGGCGGGUAUGAUGACGUAUCGAGAAAAGGGCUGUGGGAUUCUGUCAUUGUUGAGCUGGGUUUGGAAUAUCAGUUUUUGGCUUCGAUUAAAUUGAUUUAUGAUAAAUAUCUGAUUGGUUUCGAAGGCUGGCUCGCGAAAACUUUCAAUCUGGAGAAAGAAUUCCGAAGCCUUUUGUGCUCGAAUCUAAAGGACAAACAUGAUCGUUUUGUCCCAUUUAAAUCGAGUACUAUCAUCAAGCAUAUUGAUUUGGUUAAUCAAAAGAUUGAUGGUAGUGAUGAUGAUGAUAAAAUGUUAACUGAUCCUGUUAAGGAGGAGGAUGACUGUUGCAUGGAAAUUUCUGCCGAGGAAUUUAAUUCUCGCAAACGUAAGCGAGAAGCAUUAUCUGGAUUGGUACACUGGACGAGGCAUAUUGCAAAAGAUCCCUUUGAUCCUGCAGUCAAACCAUUACCAGAACCUUCAAAGUGGAAGAACUAUAAAGAAGGCGAGGACUUUUUCCUUCAAUUGCUGAAGGCAAGAGACAUUCUCUCGGUGAGAAAGCAUGCUGAACCAAGUAGUGGAUCAUCUUCCCAGAAGGUGAAGAUGCAUCCUGCCAUGUACGAGGAUCGUGUUCUUGAUCGCCAAAGUUCAAAGAAAUUGAGAUGUAGUGAAAGGCUUCCCGUCUCUGUUAAAUCUCGCUGCAGUUGCUGCAGUUCAUGUUCUGGUAAUGGAAAUAAAUGUUCUCUGGAGAAAACAUCUCCCAAACGAGACGGUGUGUCUGAAAAGAAAAAAUCUGCUGCCAAACCGAAUGUCACCGAAAAGAAAAAAUCAACUGCCAAACCAGAUGUAACCGAAAAGAAAAAAUCAACUGCCAAACCAGAUGUAACCGAAAAGAAAAAAUCAACUGCCAAACCAGAUGUAACCGAAAAGAAAAAAUCAACUGCCAAACCAGAUGUAACUGAAAAGGAAAAAUCAACUGCCAAACCAGAUGUAGCAAUAAAGGAAAAAGCUGACCCAACUAGUGACGAUUCUCGUGAAAAGAGUGUUUCUAUCGGUCAUCGUUUCCAAGCGGAGGUCCCGGAAUGGACUGGUGUAGCUUCUGAGAGUGACUCUAAAUGGUUAGGCACACAAGUAUGGCCUGUUAAAGAUGACUCAAAAGCUACUACUGAAACAGAUCUUGCUGGGAGAGGAAGACGAGGAAAGUGCAGCUGCAACGUUCAAGGUUCUGUUGACUGUGUUAGAUUUCAUAUUGCCGAAAACAGGAUGAAACUGAAGCUUGAAUUGGGUUCUGUAUUUUACCGAUGGGGAUUUGACCAAAUGGGCGAGGAAGUUUCACUUCGAUGGACUGCUGAAGAAGAAAAGAAAUUUAAGGAUGCAAUGGGGUUAAAUAUCCCCUCACAAAACAAGUCUUUUUGGAACAAGCCAUCGAAAUACUUUCAAAAGAAGACAAGAAAAGACAUGGUGAACUAUUACUUCAAUGUAUAUCUUAUUCAACUGAGAAGCUAUCAGAAUCGUGUGACUCCGGAUACUGUUGACAGCGAUGACGAUGAAGUCGAAUUUGGAUCUUUUGGUGAUGGAUUUGGGAGAAAAGCUAUCAAGCAUCCAUAUAUGGAGUUUAUGGAGUGUUCAGUGAACACGCAGUGCUUUGAUUUUGAGUAGACAAAACAAGGUGAUAAUUUGAUAAAUGCAUCAGUGAUAAUUUGAUAAAUGCAUCAUAGCCAUUUUGAGAUUGAGAAAAUAAUUUCUUGGAUCAGACUUGCAUACUGUUGUCUUUCUCCUUUCUUCAUAAUCAGGAAUGGAUUCCUUCCCUUGGAAAUUUUUGGUCAACAUACAACAUAGAAAUGGAGAUAGAGGAAAGAACCGGCUAGGAAGGGAAUGACUAAUGUGUGGAAACUUGAAAGCCAUUGUGGAGAUGUUAUAAACUUGAUUUUACCGAGUGCUUCUUGGAGGCUGCAAAACCUUCUGUCCCCCUCCCUUUUGGACAGCAUUAAUGCUGGAAAACUUUUUUUUCUCUCUUUCUUUUGGACAGCAUUUGUGCUGUAAAACUUGUUUAGUCGGAGCAAUCGCUUUCAAGUUUAUGUUUUUAGUUAGACAUUUGCAAAUUAAAUUUACAAAUUUUAUUUUGGCGGGUCUUUGAUUUUGUGACAGAACAAGUUAAUGUUUGUUAUCAA
Messenger RNA from Vicia villosa (hairy vetch), 3047 nucleotides. RefSeq names its product AT-rich interactive domain-containing protein 2-like. NCBI's taxonomy places the organism in Eukaryota, Viridiplantae, Streptophyta, Magnoliopsida, Fabales, Fabaceae. The record is from RefSeq and is a predicted model, not a curated record. The transcript has 2 exons. Bases 643 to 2535 code for a protein of 630 amino acids. Gene Ontology annotation, molecular function: DNA binding.